UAUCAAGGUGAUGCAGGCUCAAGUUUUAAGUGCCGUUGUAAAUCGAGUGCACAUAUCGAGAACAAUAAAUUAUGGACAGAAUUAUAUAACUGAUCUCAAAUACGCUAAUGAAGGAAGAGUGUGCGUUUCUGUUGUAAACACAAAAUUAGCCAAUCCUUCCUGUGUGUUUAAAGAUGAUUCUAUUCCGUUUCUCUCUACCCAUGGUUCCUGUUUGUGUGUAUAUACAGAUGCCAAAUUGCAUGAGAGUUUCUUGUUUUGGAAUAUUUGUGAGAGAUCAUUUAUGGAAUGCUGCUUGAGAAAUCUUAGCAUUGUUCCUUUUCCAGGUGAUCUAUAUAACCUUGAUGAUAUCCUCAGUUUUUGGCCUCUGUCAGAUAAAUCAGCUAGUGGAUACACACAAAAGUGGCCAGAUGAACUAACUAGUGGAUACACACCAAAUGGAUAAGCGAUGUCCAAAUCGGGAGCAAUUUUGAUUUCUCUGUGGAACCAUCAAAUGCACAAGCGUUUGCUUGGUAAAGUAGUCAAGUUAUCAAAAUUCGGAAAAAAACAUUUUGAAAUAGAGUCCGACAAAAAUCGUCCCCUUUUUAUUUGCCCGACCCACAUAGCAGAAAACGGAAAUGGAGACAUCUGCGUUUCUGAUGUGAACGCCGUGGUCGUCACGGACGCAGGGGGAUUUCUGAGAUUCCGCUACACAGGAGCACAAAGUGACCCUCAGUUUGAUCCAUACGGCAUCUGUUGUGAUUCCAAGAAUAACAUCAUUGUAGCAGACAUGAUGAAAAAUAGAAUUCACGUGAUCAAUCAGAACGGCGAGCUACUUCACUACAUUCAGUAUAAAGACAUGCACAUGCCACGUGCUCUCUGUAUAGACGAGCAUGACAAUCUGUAUGUCGGGGAAUGGUUGUCUGAAGAAAUCAAAGUCCUCUCACUCUAAUGA
Saccostrea cuccullata (small rock oyster) is the source of this 931-nucleotide messenger RNA. RefSeq lists its product as uncharacterized. The transcript has a single exon. The record is from RefSeq and is a predicted model, not a curated record. NCBI's taxonomy places the organism in Eukaryota, Metazoa, Mollusca, Bivalvia, Ostreida, Ostreidae. Gene Ontology annotation, molecular function: protein binding. Gene Ontology annotation, cellular component: extracellular region. The coding region runs from base 446 to 928 and encodes 160 amino acids.